Messenger RNA from Puccinia triticina, 537 nucleotides. RefSeq lists its product as uncharacterized. The record is from RefSeq and is a predicted model, not a curated record. Lineage: Eukaryota; Fungi; Basidiomycota; Pucciniomycetes; Pucciniales; Pucciniaceae. Bases 1 to 537 code for a protein of 178 amino acids. The transcript has a single exon.
AUGCCAAUUAUCGGCGAGUUGGUCUAUCCAAACAUCUACGCUACGAUACAUCUACGCCCCGGAUUUCGACCUGUCCGGUUUCAUUGGACCAUCUUCAUUCCACAACCCAACGAGGGAUCGCAGCAAGGUUCUUCAAGAGGCGUCAAGUACCACGUAAUCGAUUUGUCCCGAGAACCGUUUUGGGCUUACGAAGUUGACUGGAAUUUCAAUCUUCGGGAUUGUCUGUCGGUUGGAGCCGCGGUAGUCAUCGGAAAGCUUAGGCGUCCCUGGGGAACGAGGGAGAUACACGAACUGUUGUCAACUCAGGUUCCCCUCAAUGUCAUUCCAGCAAGAGAUAUAGGAAGAGAGCCAAGAUUUUCCUGCCGUGUGUGGGUCAAGGAAGCUAUCAGGGUGCUUGACUGGCAUGGAGUAUUACAAUGUGAUGAUGUGGACGAACUAGAAUACGAAAUAAAGGCCUUCGGGGAGCGUGUGGUUACGUUCGCAGAACACGGUGUCUUUCGGGGUGCUGAAGUUUACUAUUCGCAAUUCAGCAGAUAG